AACAAGAUAAUUUCUCAAAAGAAGUUUUUAUGCUUACAACAAAUGAAAAUGAUGAUGAAGAAAUAGAAUGGUAUGUUUCUUUAGAAAACAGUGAAACUUCAUCAGAAUGUUCACAAGAAGAAAUAAACUUGAAGGAAGAAUUGAUGUCACAAUUUUCCCAU
Molecule: messenger RNA, 161 nt
Organism: Funneliformis caledonium
Lineage: Eukaryota; Fungi; Glomeromycota; Glomeromycetes; Glomerales; Glomeraceae
Source: the annotation of a GenBank genome assembly